Molecule: messenger RNA, 858 nt
Organism: Rotaria sp. Silwood1
Lineage: Eukaryota; Metazoa; Rotifera; Eurotatoria; Philodinida; Philodinidae
Source: the annotation of a GenBank genome assembly
AUGGCGGAUGCAAUAGACAAACCACCGGAUGUUAAUAAUAGUUUGUAUCCUAAUGAUACAUUUUUUUGUUCAUCAGAAAAACAACAAAUAUUAAGUGAUGAUUUACCAUCAUUGGAAAUUGUUCGUCAAAUGAUUAAAUAUGAAACAUUUUUACGUUUGUCAGAUCCUAUUCAACAACUUUUCGAUUUAUAUCAUAAAGAUGAUAAUGCUAUAACAAUGGUACUCGAUUUAGUUCAACAACAUGUUGUUGAACAUUUUGGAUAUCGACAUGUAAAUGCAUUACGAACAGCUAUAUCACGUUUUCCAGAUGAUCCAAUUAUUAAAGAAGCAUUUUAUGUUAAACAUAAUAAAAUUACUCAAGGUCUUGUCAAUCAAGGACAAUAUGCAAUUGAUGUUAAACUUUUUACAUUGAAUGGUGAAUCUACUACACUUUUUUCACAAAUAAAUCCUGAACAACCAUUAAUAAUUUUUGCUGAUUAUUAUCUUAAAUUUAAUAUAUUUAGUCAAUUAUUUCGCUCACAUUCGCCAAAUAUGCGUCUAUUGACAAUUUAUAUUGCCGAGGCGCAUGCACGUGAUCAAUGGCCAGCUGGAAAAACAAUUUCAUGUGUUGAUCAACCAAAAACAUUAGAACAACGUUUAGAAAAUGCAUGUCAAUUUAAAAAUAAAUAUAAUUUUGAAAUGCUUAUGCUUGUUGAUAGUAUGGAUAAUACAUUUCAUAAAACUUAUGGUUCAUGGCCAUUUCGUUUUUAUAUUAUUAAUAAUGGAAAAUUAAUAUUUAAAGCUGAACCAGGUGAAACAACAUAUGCUUAUGAUUUAAAUGAAUUAGAUACAUGGAUUGAUAAUUUCUAUCAAAGAUAA